CCACUUCACCUUGUUUCUAUUAUCCCAAAUCACCUUGUUUCUAUUAUCCCAUAUCCCACUUCACCUUGUUUCUAUUAUCCAAUAUCACCUUGUUUCUAUUAUCCCAUAUCCCACUUCACCUUGUUUCUAUUAUCCCAUAUACCACUUCACCUUGUUUCUAUUAUCCCAUAUCACCUCGUUUCUAUUAUCCCAUAUACCACUUCACAUUGUUUCUAUUAUCCCAUAUCACCUUGUUUCUAUUAUCCCAUAUACCACUUCACAUUGUUUCUAUUAUCCCAUAUACCACUUCACCUUGUUUCUAUUAUCCCAUAUCACCUCGUUUCUAUUAUCCCAUAUCCCACUUCACCUUGUUUCUAUUAUCCCAUAUACCACUGCACCUUGUUUCUAUUAUCCCAUAUCCCACUUCACAUUGUUUCUAUUAUCCCAUAUCCCACUUCACCUUGUUUCUAUUAUCCAAUAUCACCUUGUUUCUAUUAUCCCAUAUCCCACUUCACCUUGUUUCUAUUAUCCCAUAUACCACUUCACCUUGUUUCUAUUAUCCCAUAUCACCUCGUUUCUAUUAUCCCA
Messenger RNA from Lottia gigantea (owl limpet), 567 nucleotides. RefSeq lists its product as hypothetical. Lineage: Eukaryota; Metazoa; Mollusca; Gastropoda; Lottiidae. The transcript has a single exon. The record is from RefSeq and is a predicted model, not a curated record. The annotation marks the transcript as partial.